Messenger RNA from Chrysochloris asiatica (Cape golden mole), 1652 nucleotides. RefSeq names its product v-myc avian myelocytomatosis viral oncogene lung carcinoma derived homolog (gene MYCL). NCBI's taxonomy places the organism in Eukaryota, Metazoa, Chordata, Mammalia, Afrosoricida, Chrysochloridae. The record is from RefSeq and is a predicted model, not a curated record. Bases 79 to 1176 code for a protein of 365 amino acids. The transcript has 3 exons. Gene Ontology annotation, molecular function: DNA-binding transcription factor activity, RNA polymerase II-specific; protein dimerization activity; RNA polymerase II cis-regulatory region sequence-specific DNA binding. Gene Ontology annotation, biological process: regulation of transcription by RNA polymerase II.
GCUGACUGCUGGGCAGCCCCUAGCCGACGGGGAGUCGCUUCGCUCCUAGUGGCUGGCGGUUGAAGCGAGGGAGCGGACAUGGACUUGGACUCGUACCAGCACUAUUUCUACGACUAUGACUGCGGGGAGGAUUUCUACCGCUCUACGGCACCCAGCGAGGACAUCUGGAAGAAAUUCGAGCUGGUGCCAUCGCCCCCCAUGUCGCCGCUCUGGGGCUUGGAUCCCAGCGCUGGGGACCCGGCCCUUGGGAUUAAUUCCCUGGAUCCGUGGCCCGGAGGAGGAACUGGAGAUGAGGCGGAAUCCCGGGGCCACUCGAAAGGUUGGGGCAGGAACUACGCUUCCAUCAUCCGCCGUGACUGCAUGUGGAGUGGUUUCUCCGCCAGGGAACGCCUGGAGAAAGCGGUGAGCGACAGACUGGCCGCUAGCGCGUCCCGCGGAAACCCAUCCAGGGCGCCGGCUGCCCCGGACUGCGCUCCCAGCCUUGAAGCCGCAGUCAACCCGGCGCCCGCCCCAUCAUGUCCGCAGAGCGAGCCCAAGACUCAGGCCUGCUCAGGGUCUGAGAGCCCUAGCGACUCUGAGGGGGAUGAAAUAGAUGUGGUGACAGUGGAGAAGAGGCAGUCCCUAGAAGUCCGGAAGCCAGUCACCAUCACAGUGCGAGCAGACCCUCUGGAUCCCUGCAUGAAGCACUUCCACAUUUCCAUUCAUCAGCAACAGCACAACUAUGCUGCCCGUUUCCCUCCAGAAAGCUGCUCCCAAGAAGGGGCUUCAGAGAAGAAGCCCCAAGAAGAGUCUCUGGAAAGAGAUGCUCCCGAGGAAAAAGAAGAUCAGGUGCAAGAAGAGAUUGUGAGCCCACCACCUGUAUUACGUGAGGCUCCACCACCCUACCACCCCAAAUCUGUCAUUUCUGAUUCUGAGGAUAUGACCAAGAGGAAGAAUCACAACUUCCUGGAGCGCAAGAGGCGUAAUGAUCUCCGUUCACGGUUCUUGGCCCUGAGAGACCAGGUGCCUUCCCUGGCCAGCUGCUCCAAGGCCCCCAAAGUAGUGAUCCUAAGCAAGGCCUUGGAAUACUUGCAGAGUCUGGUGAGUACCGAGAAGAGGAUGAUCACGGAGAAAAGGCAGCUCCGAUGCCAGCAACAGCAAUUGCAGAAAAGAAUCGCUUACCUCAGUGGCUAUUAAGUGACCAAAAAAAUCGGACUGCUCUCUGUCUUAUGAAAACACAAGUUUAUUUUGAAUCCCUUCCCCUCUCCCUUAGUAAUUUGCACAUUUUGUUUACGGUGGGACAGUCUGGACAAUAGAUCCCAGAAUGCAUUGCAGCCAGCGCACACAAUAAGGGCUUGCAUUCUUGGAAACCUUGAAACCUGGCUCCCUCGCUCUCUUCCCUGACUGGUUGGAAUGCUGUCUUCUCUGGCGCCUUUGGCUUCGCAGGCAGGCAGCUGACUGUGGAGCCUUGGGGUCUGCCUAGCUCACUAGCUCAGAAAAAAAAAACCUGACAGAUGCUAUGCAACAGGUGGUGGACGUUGUCGGGGGGCUCUGGCCUGCAUGAAAUCUCACACUCUGGGUGAGCUUAAGGCUGGGAAAAGAUGCCCCCACUGAUGUCUCUGGGGUGAUGCUAGGACAGCUGGGCCUGGAUGUUCUUCCCGAGGCUCCUUUUU